AUGAACCCAAACGCCGGCCAGCUACGGCGAAUGGAAGGGGGAAAGCUACUGUUGCGAAGGGCAGAGGAUGAACUGCGCAAAGAAGUCAUCUCAAUUCCUCCUUGUCUCAGCGAAGAGCAUGGACUACUGCGUUUUGGCCUCAUUGGUGCUAAAGAUGCAAAAGACAACACUGGGCGUUGGACAACUUGUGCCCUUGAACUAGCACUCAGCCGCCCAGAGUUUGGUACAAAAUGUAUCCUAUUCGCGAAUGACAAAAUAAUCACCUUAUUUAAGCAUCGUGCAGACCGAUGUGCUCAAUGA
Molecule: messenger RNA, 300 nt
Organism: Paracoccidioides brasiliensis Pb18
Exons: 2
Coding region: 1-300 (99 amino acids)
Source: RefSeq, a predicted model, not a curated record